UCUGAUAUAAAUAUUAAAAUAAGAAAGUCUACGUAUAGUACGUUGUAUAUAUGGAAAAUAUCACCGGCCAACUAAGCGACAAAUUUUCUGAUUUGGGUAAAAUGUGAGGCAGUUGCAGUUGCGGCAAUCGUCAGUCAAUCAAUAGACCGCCUGCCCGAAAAUGUUUCAAUUAUGUUACCCGCAACCACAAGGAGAGCCACAACAACAAUUACAGCAGCAGCAGCAGCAAAAUCAGCAUCAGAGGCAGCAACAGAAGCAUCAAAAAAAUCUUCGAGAGCAAUUCAACGUCAGCAGCAGCAGCAACAACCACAGAGCCGCAUUGGCCGUGCACGGAGGAGUCGAGGCGGAAAAAGCGUAGGCCAGACACUCAUAGAGGGAAUAGUCAACCAUUCAUCCAUCCAAGGGAGCAGCAGCACGGAAACCGAAACCGAAACCAAAACCAGCACCAGCAGAACCAAAUUAAUACGUAACCAAGAGCAAUUUAGCAUAGCAACGGACAAACGGACAGGGAUACGGACACGCUCUGGCAGCUGUAGCUACGUUCAAAGGAUUUGAGUUUAGAGCGGAGAGUAAAGUCAGAAGCAGGACUUCGACAUGGGCUGCUCGCCAAGCACACUACCCCCCAACGCCUCCUCCUCCGCCAAUGCCAAUGCUGGCCCCACUGCAGCCAAUUCCGUCCCACUGUCCCUCGAUGCCACCGAAAAGGAUGGCAGCCGUUUGUUCUGCAUUAAGCUGCGUCGCAGCCGCCUGCGCCGCUGCAGCUGCGGCGGUGUUACGCUGCAGCAGGGCGGAGGCGAUGGCAAUGGCAGCACUGCGGGCAGUGCAACCUGCGGCAGCGGUGCGGGCGACAAUCUGUGCCACCAGGUGCUGCUGAAUCCGCUGCAGGCCAAAAACGAGGCAGACUACGAAAAGCUAAGCACCGGCAAGAAGGACUCGAUUGUGACGGUGGCAGCUUUGGGCAACUUCACCCACAGCGUGGUGCGACGUGCCACUGGCAGCACUGGCACUGGCACAUCGGGCACCAGUUCAUCCGGCGGAGGCGGCGGCAACAAUCGCCCAGGUCAUCGCAAGUCAUCGCUCGCCCUCGCCCUCACACCCGAGGAUGAGCCAAUGGAUGUGUAUCAGCGAAAUCUCAUGGACUUGAAAUAUCCAACCGUGCUACCACCGAAUCCUCAACUUAAGGCUCUUUUAGUUUUCCACAAAUCGGAUAGCAUCUGUGAGGCGGUCGCCUCCGCCUGCCAGCGCCACCAGCUGGACGUAACGCUGGUCAAGUCAAAGGAGGAGGCCCUCGACACGCUGCACAAGUCGUAUGCCACCGCCCAAUGCUAUCAUCUAAUCAUAAUUGAUGCGCGCUCCUCGAAAAAUUUAGAUGCCGAGCAUAUUGCAAGAACAAUACGUCAUACACAUGGACACCAUUUAACGACAAUAAUUGCCGUCUGCAAGAAGAGUUUCUUUGAAAAGGAUGAUGUGCUAAUUGCUCUAUUGGACGCUGGCGUUAAUAGAUGCAUAGCCGAGACGACUAACCUGGCCAUGUGCAGUGUGGAGCUGAAGCAAAUACUGCACUCGAUCAUACGGCCACACAAUGUCAUGUCCACUCAACAGGCACUCUAUACGGCGUUGCAUCGGCUGAAGGAGGUGGUUCUCAUCACGGACGAUGUGCUGCGCAUCCAGUACGCGAAUCGUGCCACCGAGCGUCUCCUCAACAUGCGGCUGGAUGAAAUCAUUAGCAAGCCACUGGCGGACAUUUUCGUGUCCGAUUUGUCCACCAUCAGUGAGCAGGGCAAGAGCAUCAAGGAGUUCGAUGGGAUACUGACGGUGCGACGGAAGAACCAAGAGGGCAUCCCGAUGCACGUGCGCGUCGUGCCGGUGGCCUGCAUUGGCAGUGCACCCACUCACCUGAUUUUCAACUUUGAUGUGCCCGGCGGGCAGAUGGACUUCAUUGCCACACUGCCGCAGCCAAAGGAGGCGCCGCGCGGCUCCCUGCACUCGGUGCGGCGCUGCAGCUUCGAUGUGCGGUCCAUUGCCUCGGACGGACUGCGAAGGACCAGCCUGGCCAAGCUCACAUCCCUGCCGCUGGAGGCGCCAAUCACUAAAAUAAUCAAUUUACUAUCACAAGUACAGGAGAAUUGUUCGGCCGAUGAGGCGCGGCUCAUAGACAAGGUCUUGGAGUUCCUAAAGCGCGAGGGACUCUACAGUCCGCAAAUGAAGGAAAUACGCACAGAUGAUCCCAUAGCCACCGAUCUAAUUGGUGCUCUAUUAACGGGACCGAGUGUUUACUCUUCGCGGCGCAGCUCGAAUGACUCCAUCAUUCGCACAGGCAGCUCAACACGAACGGCCACCAUCGUGCCCGCCAAGAUGAAGGCCAAUCCCAUUAUAAUGGAACUACUUGAAGAAUCUCUCAGCUGGGACUUUGAUAUUUUCAAAUUGGAAGAGAUCACCGACUACCAUCCGCUGCUCUAUCUGGGCAUGGAAAUGUUCCGACGCUUCGACGUCUUUGCCACCCUGAACAUUGACGAGAAUGUGUGCAAGGCCUGGCUGGCCGUCAUCGAGGCUCACUACCACAAAUCGAACACCUAUCACAAUAGCACACACGCCGCCGAUGUCAUGCAGGCCACUGGCGCGUUUAUUACGCAGCUGACCAACAAGGACAUGAUGGUCAUGGAUCGCAUGGAGGAGGCCAUGGCACUGAUUGCGGCUGCCGCACACGACAUCGAUCAUCCGGGCCGCUCCUCCGCCUUUCUGUGCAACUCAAACAGCUCUCUGGCCAUACUGUACAAUGAUCUGACGGUGCUGGAGAACCAUCAUGCAGCCAUCACUUUUAAGCUAACUUUGGGCGAUGACAAGAUCAACAUUUUCAAGAACCUCGACAAGGAGACAUACAAGUCCGCGCGCAGCACCAUAAUAGACAUGAUUUUGGCCACCGAAAUGACGCGACACUUUGAGCACUUGGCCAAGUUUGUGAGCGUCUUUGGUGGCGAGGAGCCGCGCGAGCACAAUCCACAAUCGGAUGAGGAGACCUCGAUACUCAUGCGCCGCAUGCUCAUCAAGGUGGCAGAUGUGAGCAACCCCGCACGGCCCAUGCAGUUCUGCAUUGAGUGGGCGCGGCGCAUCGCCGAGGAGUACUUUAUGCAGACGGACGAGGAGAAGCAGCGGCAUUUGCCCAUUGUAAUGCCCAUGUUUGAUCGGGCCACAUGCAGCAUACCAAAGAGCCAGAUUGGCUUCAUCGAAUACAUAAUACAGGACAUGAUGCAUGCCUGGGAGAGCUUCAUUGACAUGCCCCAGCUCAUCACGUACAUGCAGAUCAACUACUCACAGUGGAAGAAAUACGACGAGCAGGGCGUCAAUACGUUGGCCGACAUCAUGGCCAAGCAGCCGCCGAUGGGAAAGCUGGGGAAUUCCAAAUAGCAUACGGCCUUCCGGAGAUUAUUCUCGGGUCUACUAAAGCCACUGCCGGCCCAGGCGCCGGGCACAUCCACAAUUGGCGAGAAUGAACUGGAGGAUUCGCUCUAGUGACGGCGCAGACGGGCCCGUGGCCCCACUUGGCGGCGCAGUCACUCUGCAUAAUAAUUCUCUCAUUCUUGUUGUUGUUGCUCCCACACAACUGGGACACAUUUCCGCUCCAUCUGUCAUACAUAUCUCGGACUAACAGGAAGGCGUAUGGGUGCAGUGUCAGUGGCAGAGGUGGUGCAGUGCUGCCACAAAGCCCACAAAAACACACAAGUGGUGCCAAGCGGUGUCGCAAAAGCAGAGAAAACAGAGAAACAAAACAAAUACCUAACCUAAACUAAAGCAAGUUUAAACAAUUAUUGGGCUGGACUCAAAAUUUAAUGUUUAAGAAGCAUCACAAAAUGCAAAAAACAAACAAAACAAACAAAACAAAAGCGAAAAUCAAUACAGAAUCGUAAAUGUAUAUCAACCUAAUGUAAAUGUGAGUCUGUCUGUGUGUGUGCAUGCCCCCUGUAUAUGUGUGUGCUUAGAGGGUAAUGCAAAUGCAAAUAAAGAAUAAAAAAUUUAUAAAAUAAACAAAAUACAAACAAAAUCCCACAGAAAUUGGAACAACCACAGAGGAACAAUAGGGCGUGCGCUCAAAAAAAGUACCUAGCAAACGGUACAACGGUAUAUGGAAGCAGUAUAGAAAU
Molecule: messenger RNA, 4139 nt
Organism: Drosophila guanche
Lineage: Eukaryota; Metazoa; Arthropoda; Insecta; Diptera; Drosophilidae
Gene: Pde8
Product: high affinity cAMP-specific and IBMX-insensitive 3',5'-cyclic phosphodiesterase 8
Exons: 19
Coding region: 595-3405 (936 amino acids)
Biological process (GO): signal transduction; regulation of DNA-templated transcription; positive regulation of ERK1 and ERK2 cascade
Molecular function (GO): 3',5'-cyclic-nucleotide phosphodiesterase activity
Source: RefSeq, a predicted model, not a curated record